Messenger RNA from Cebus imitator (Panamanian white-faced capuchin), 2364 nucleotides. RefSeq names its product fibroblast growth factor 17 (gene FGF17). The record is from RefSeq and is a predicted model, not a curated record. Gene Ontology annotation, molecular function: growth factor activity; type 1 fibroblast growth factor receptor binding; type 2 fibroblast growth factor receptor binding. The coding region runs from base 1200 to 1850 and encodes 216 amino acids. Gene Ontology annotation, biological process: animal organ morphogenesis; cell differentiation; regulation of cell migration. Gene Ontology annotation, cellular component: cytoplasm. The transcript is spliced from 5 exons. NCBI's taxonomy places the organism in Eukaryota, Metazoa, Chordata, Mammalia, Primates, Cebidae.
AAGCGUGGACUUUUCUGUUCUGGCUCUUCUGUUCACUAGCUGGGUCAUUCUGAGCAAAUUACCUACCUGUGUGCCUCAGUUUCCUCAUCUACAAAAUGGGCUAGUCACUGGCAUGGUACUGAGCUGUGUGGGACUGGAGGUCAUAGGAAGAGGCUGGUAGGCACUUCAUUUCAGGGACACAGGACACAGGGAGGGGACGCUGAGCUGCUCCUAGCUCAGAGAGGCUCCAGGGACAGGCAUGAGAAGGAACAGGAUGCGGAAUGGUGAGUGGACCUGGGUCUCAGAACACAGACAUCUUGAAGUCUGCUGUGUGAUGAUUUCACACUUGACCCCCCAACGUCCUGAGGCAUUGCUGUCCUCAUUUCUCAGAUGGCACUACAGAGGCCCAGGGAAAAGGGGCGUAGGCCAGGACACCCAGCUCUUCUCCCAGUAUCCGUCUCAGGCCAGCUUUUCCAACUGUCAAUUGGGAUUCUUCCUAGACCUCCAACUGUACCUGCCAAUCCACUUCUGACCCCCAACCUGUUAUGCCCACUAUUUGCUGCUGCUCAGGGCAGCCUUAACCCCUCCUUCCCCACAAUCAGCUGCUCCAAGCCAAGCCCACCCCUGCCCCCUGGAGGGAGGCUCCUCCUUUUAAGGCUGCUUCUGGGAAUUUCCACUCCAGACCCAGAGCCAGAGACCCCAGCCCCGCUUGACACCUGCAGCUCACCCUUAGGGAGGUGGGGCACCAGACCUUAGGGUAGGAGACUGCAGCCCCAGAGAGGGGAGGAGGGGCUCCCCCUCCCUUGCCUGCCACACAUUGAGCUUGCCUGCAUCAAGUUUGGCCAGUCUGUGAGGGUCAGGAAUAGAGCAGGAGACCUCCUUCAAGAGGUGCCCACUGCUCCAUCCCUGCACCGGGUGGCCCAGGAGAGAGGGGCAGCCCAGAGGGCACAGCGCACACACCCCCACCCGCAUCUGCUUUGCAGCCUCACUGGCCAGGAAGGUGGACACCUCAUACCUCAGUCUCCCAAUUACGCCCUCCUCCUCCCCCUCCUCCUCCCUCUUCUCUCUCCUCCUCCUCCCCUUUCUCUCCUCCUCGCCCCCCUGAAAACCUGUGGCUUGGAGAGACCUUGGCUUCUCUGGGACUCUACUCCUGGGGACUGCCCACAUCUGCUCCUGAGCUUGGGGGCAGGGGGGCAACCGCCUGAAGAACCUCUCCAGCGAUGGGAGCCGCCCGCCUGCUGCCCAACCUCACUCUGUGCUUCCAGCUGCUGAUUCUCUGCUGUCAAACUCAGGGGGAGAAUCACCCGUCUCCUAAUUUUAACCAGUACGUGAGGGACCAGGGUGCCAUGACCGACCAGCUGAGCAGGCGGCAGAUCCGCGAGUACCAGCUCUACAGCCGGACCAGCGGCAAGCACGUGCAGGUCACCGGGCGUCGCAUCUCCGCCACCGCUGAGGACGGCAACAAGUUUGCCAAGCUCAUAGUGGAGACCGACACGUUUGGCAGCCGGGUUCGCAUCAAAGGGGCUGAGAGCGAGAAGUACAUCUGUAUGAACAAGAGGGGCAAGCUCAUCGGGAAGCCCAGCGGGAAGAGCAAAGACUGCGUGUUCACGGAGAUCGUGCUAGAGAACAACUACACGGCCUUCCAGAAUGCCCGGCACGAGGGCUGGUUCAUGGCCUUCACGCGGCAGGGGCGGCCCCGCCAGGCCUCCCGCAGCCGCCAAAACCAACGCGAGGCCCACUUCAUCAAGCGCCUCUACCAGGGCCAGCUGCCCUUCCCCAACCACGCUGACAAGCAGAAGCAGUUCGAGUUUGUGGGCUCCGCCCCCACGCGCCGGACCAAGCGCACGCGGCGGCCCCAGCCCCUCACGUAGUCAGGAAGGCAUGGGGCAACACCCCUUGGCCGCCUCCCCAUCCCCUUCCCUUCUUAAUUCCAAGGACUGGGCUGGGUGGCGGGAGGGCCGCGAAGCAGCUAGCUCCCAUCCCCCCCCCCGCUGGGAAGGGGCAGGCCGGUGCCCCAGGGGCGGCUGGCACAGUGGCCCGGGUGGCAGGCCCUGGAGAGGAACUGAGUGUCACCCUGGUCUCAGCCGCCAGCCUCCGCCGGCCUCCCAGCCGGGCUCCUGAAAGGCCGGGUCCUCGAGACCUUGCAGACGCCGUCUGGAGGUGGCUGUCCUCAAAAUCUGCUCCCGGGUCUCCCUCAGUCUGCCCCCAGCCCCCAAACUCCUCCUGGCCGGACUGUAGGAAGGGACUUUUGUUUGUUUCAGGAAAAAAGAAAGAGGGGGAGAGAAAGAGAGAGAAUAGAUGGUUGGCCACUCCUCACAUUCCGCGACCCAGGCCUGCACCCCACCCCCAACUCCCAUCCUCAGAAUAAAACCAUUUUCCUGCAAA